Messenger RNA from Chroicocephalus ridibundus (black-headed gull), 9307 nucleotides. It is a transcript of the gene RANBP10, whose product is annotated as RAN binding protein 10. Gene Ontology annotation, molecular function: protein binding. Bases 37 to 1863 code for a protein of 608 amino acids. The transcript is spliced from 14 exons. The record is from RefSeq and is a predicted model, not a curated record. Lineage: Eukaryota; Metazoa; Chordata; Aves; Charadriiformes; Laridae.
UUCGCUCCCCGCCCGGUGACACAAAGCGAAUCCAAGAUGGCGGAGGCGGGCGCGGGGAGCCUGCACGGGGGGGACGCGGCGCUGCCGUGCCCGCCCGAGGAGCAGGAGCUGAGCCAGCGCCUCCGCCGCCUCUACCCCGCUGUCAACCAGGAAGAGACGCCGCUGCCGCGGUCCUGGAGCCCCAAGGACAAGUACAACUACAUCGGCCUCUCGCAGGGCAACCUGCGCGUCCACUACAAAGGUCAUGGUAAAAAUCACAAAGAUGCUGCCUCAGUCAGGGCUACGCACCCUAUACCUGCAGCCUGUGGCAUUUAUUACUUUGAAGUGAAGAUCGUCAGUAAAGGUAGAGAUGGGUACAUGGGAAUAGGACUUUCUGCUCAAGGGGUCAACAUGAACAGGCUUCCUGGAUGGGAUAAACAUUCUUAUGGGUACCAUGGUGACGACGGGCACUCCUUCUGUUCUUCGGGGACGGGACAGCCCUACGGCCCUACCUUCACCACUGGGGAUGUGAUCGGCUGCUGUGUUAACCUUAUCAACAAUACCUGCUUUUACACGAAAAAUGGCCACAGUUUAGGUAUAGCCUUUACAGACCUCCCUUCAAAUCUCUACCCUACGGUGGGUCUCCAGACUCCAGGAGAGAUAGUGGAUGCCAACUUUGGGCAGCAGCCCUUUGUGUUCGACAUUGAGGACUACAUGAGGGAGUGGCGAGCGAAGAUUCAGAGCACCAUUAAGCGGUUUCCCAUAGGAGACAGACUAGGCGAGUGGCAAGCCAUGCUGCAGAACAUGGUUUCAUCGUAUUUGGUUCAUCAUGGGUACUGUUCAACAGCGACUGCCUUUGCCAGAGUCACGGACACCACAAUCCAGGAAGAACAGACCUCAAUAAAGAAUAGACAAAGAAUACAGAAGCUAGUAUUAGCAGGCAGAGUGGGAGAGGCUAUAGAAGCCACCCAGCAGCUCUAUCCUGGCCUCCUAGAACAUAACCCCAACCUGCUCUUCAUGUUAAAGUGUCGGCAGUUUGUGGAGAUGGUGAAUGGGACAGACAGUGAAGUACGUUGUUUCAGUGCCCGCAGCCCCAGAUCCCAGGACAGUUACCCCGGGUCCCCCAGCUUAAGUCCUAGACAUGGAUCAAGCAACUCACACGUUCAUAGUACCGGAGCAGAUAGUCCAACCUGUAGCAAUGGAGUCAUGUCCACAAAAAGCAAACAGAGUCACAGUAAAUACCCAACACUGAGUUCAUCAUCUUCAUCUUCCUCCUCCUCCUCCCCCUCAUCUGUGAACUACUCUGAGUCCAAUUCUACAGAUUCUACCAAAUCUCAGCAGCACAGUAGUACGAGUAACCAAGAAACCAGUGACAGCGAGAUGGAAAUGGAGGCUGAGCAUUACCCCAACGGAGUCCUGGAAAAUUCAUCCACCAGGAUAAUGAACGGCACCUACAAACAUGAAGAGAUCCUGCAGACGGAUGAAUCCAGCAUGGAAGACAGUUGCCCCCAGAGGCAGCUCUGUGGAGGGAACCAUGCUGCCACGGAGCGAAUGAUCCAGUUUGGACGGGAGCUGCAGAUGCUGAGCGAGCAGCUUUGCAGAGAAUAUGGGAAGAACACAGUGCACAAAAAGAUGCUUCAGGACGCAUUUAGCUUGUUAGCUUACUCAGACCCUUGGAACUGCCCCGUUGGUCAACAGCUGGACCCAAUCCAGAGGGAACCCGUGUGUGCUGCUCUUAAUAGUGCUAUAUUGGAAUCUCAGAACCUGCCAAAGCAGCCCCCGCUGAUGCUUGCCCUGGGCCAGGCCUCGGAGUGUUUGCGGCUCAUGGCUCGCGUGGGCUUGGGCUCCUGCUCCUUUGCCAGAGUAGACGACUAUUUGCACUAGCCACCAGAGCAAGAUGGAGUUGACAUCGUUGAGUGCUGCCCUUCACCCUCCGUUGCUGCCACUACACCACCACCUCGUUCGAUAGCCUGACCUCCCUGCCACCAACACCCCCUCUAGCACACACACACGCUGCCUGUGACAGGAUUGAGUGAGUCCCUCGCUGUGUGGCUAUCCCUGACCCCAGGAACGACGGGCAGAUCGUACCUGUCUCCCUGCCAUUGCUGCGGCUCCAGCGGCACUCAGUAUUUCGCUGGUUAUUCUAAUGUAGCGCCUUCCAAUUGUAGGGAUUUCUCUUUAUUUUGAUUUGAGUUGUUUCUCAUGGAUCCACCAGUAUUUUAUCUGGAGAGUUUUGCUGAGCUGGUUUCUGCUGAUUUACUGAGGAAGCUGAUCAAGUUGGUGACAGCUUGUUCUUUUCUUCCCUUCUCCCUCCGUUGUGCACAUACAGUAUCAUCUUCUGUGCUAGUUAUCUGAACUCUUCUCGCAGUGGCAGUUCAGAGGGAUUUUUUUUUUUAAUUUUAUUUGAAUCCUGUUUAUUAAAAAGGUCUCUUCCACCUCCACAAAGUCAUUGAUGUAUUUAUUGCCCACAGACUCGGUCCCAGCCAUACACAUCAUCCAGCCCUGCAGGAGACCUGGUGAGGUAGGUCCUGUCACGCACUAAUGAUGGGAACUGGAGGAGCCUGGUCCUUCGUGGUGGUGCUUGUCUCUCUAAGAGCACAGGGCUCUCAAACGCUUGGCUUUGUGAGUGGGAAGACUUGACGUUGCCUGUGUCGGUGGCUGCAGUGUAAAAGCAUCUCACAGCCCUGAGAAAUAGGUAAAUCCAGCUCUCAGAGCAGCUGGAGGGAUAGGACCGUCGGAUAUGAAAUCAUCUACCUUUGUAUUGGUAGAAGCAGAUUGUGUUAGCCUGCAAGAAACAUCCAUGGGUGCUGCCCAGUUGGGCUGUCGGUUUUUGUGUUAAAUCACGCAUCCCCCCGUUUCGCCAUCCAGGAGGGUUCUGUCACUAAGACUUGAUAAUAGCAGUAUUUGCUGACCCCUGCGUAUAACGCUGAUCUAAAUGAACACUUCUAAAUUUUGGAAGUGUCUCGAGAACACUAGUGUGAACUGUGCUCACCUUUGCAGGUCGCACGUGACGAGAUGAGGUUGUGGGUUAGGGUCAGUACUAGCUUUGUAAGGUCUGAGCCGGUCAGAAGGGAGCAGCGAUGUUUUUUUAAGGAUCACUAAGAAAACUAUUUUAGUUUCAGGCCCAAAAGCGACCAGCGAGGGUCCUGUGGGCGAGUAACCUCCAAAUAAGAUGGACUAACGUGUCUCUGCUGUGGUAUGUAUCAGGCCCAGGCACUCAAGUGCUACUAAGCUUUUGGUGUUCAAACCAUCUGCCUAUAAGUGUUUCUGAGCGUGUGCUUUGAACCGAUGAGGCUGCGUAGCAGCCCCGCGUGCUCUGCAUCCUCUGGUCCACCGUUGGGAGACUUCAGGUUCGGUCUGGCUGCGCGGGAGGAAUUGUAAUUCCGCACCAAAUGAAUUGUAGGUCAGUAGCUCUGAGGAGGCCCCUGGGGAGCUCAGACCCAACAUGUAUUUUACUGCUGUUCGUGAAUUUUUUUUUUUUUAAAUUUUUUUUUGGGAGGGGAGGGUCAAUGAAAGAUGAACAGAUCGUGUUGAAGUUUGCCCUUAAAUUGGAGGUUAGCCUGUGCCAGGGCUUCAAGCAGCAAGAGAGCUUGUGUGCCGCUGGAGAAGGGAAGGUGGUGUGUGACCUCAAGCCCAGAGCUUGAAGGAUUUUCUGCAUUUGCAGGCUUGGUUUGCGGCUAGAAGGGGAGGUCUGAAACCAAGGCAGAGCAGGGGGGGCAGAAGACGACUGUGGCAGUGAAUGUGCAGGUGGUGGUGGAGGUGGCUGGGAUGCCUGGCGCUACCUUUUGGUGAAGGCAUGCAAUGUGCAGCGGCGGUGCUAGAGCUGUUGGGGCCUAAGAAAACGGGCAACACAAGGUUUAGAGAUGGAGGAGACAUUUUUGUUAGAUCAACUCAUAUAGUUGAGAAAAAGCAGGGGGAGCUAUGCGCGCCACGGCCUUUCUUCUAGGGCAGACAGAAGCGGAAGUCUGCACUAAGCGGAAGAAUUUAACUUGCAAAUCUGGGGCUUGUGUUUCAGUUCUGGGGAAGACCUCAUGUGCCUGAAGGAAAAUGUAGUGGUUUUUCAAUUCUGCUCGUGGUCCUAGUGAUGGGUAUUACCCCAGCCUGCAGUCUUUGCCUCGCCGCAACUGCAGAGACGCUAGCUCGGUGGGCGGACAUCCUUUCUGAAGCCUCUUGACGCUGGACCUGCCAGGCUGCCCCGGUGCCGCUGCGGGACCUGCAGCAGCAUGUGGACUUGGCCUGGUGAGGGAUCCUUCUGCAGGCUCUCCGUUUCUUAGACCUGGGCCCAUGGCACGCUGAGGGGCUGAUCAUGGGUACUUAGGUUGGAAAUGCUCUAGUACCUGGCUUUGCCUUUCGCAUUUGGCGGUUUCCUCUGCUGUUGGUCACCAUUUCGCUUGCUACUGGCUGGCUGCAGUCGGGCCUGUCUUUCAUCUUUGUAGCCACACCAUCUUUCUCUCUUUCUGAAUUUUCUCUGUUCCAUCCCUCUGUGGUUCCUUUAAGCCAAGUCUCUUUGUCAUGUGUCAUAUUAAUGCCCCACUUGGUCUCUCAGCAAAGCUGUGCUGACUACCCUGGAGCAUUUUUGUUGUGUUUUGGUUUCCCUUUUUGCUACCAAAAAGCCCCAAGAGGUGCUCCUAGAUACCCGGUUAUUCUGGUGCCAAGAAGUGCAUGGUGGGAUGGUCUCUCUGGCUUCUCACGGAGACUGUCCCUGUGGUAGAAACCAUCUUGCCGUUGUGUCAGGGUUCGUGCUAAGAGGCCACGCUCUUAAUGAUGAUUAAUUGCAUGUGGCAGGGCUAAGUUGCUCUUGACAACGUGCGUCACAUAGUGGCAGUACAUCCCUGUAGACUUGUCAGCAGUGAUGUUUUCCACUUCUUGCCCUUGCCAGCUCUUGUAGCUGGUGUCCUGAUCUUGGUUUUCGGGGAGUGCAAGGCCUUUUCUGCUGUGACAUAUCUGUCCCAUACCUGUUUCACUAGUGGUUUCUGCUUGUUGGGCUUGGGUUCUGACUAACGUCAUGACUCAGUGUGAGGAGGAGAAGUGUGUGCGGUGUGUGCUGGAGGUGUGGGCUUCAACCUACCACGGAUUCCUAGAAGAGGUUUCUGACUUGCUUUUCCCAGGUUCUUUUUCAAAGCCUCUUGGUCUUUGAGUGUCCCUGGCUGCUCCUUGACGGUUCGUAUCAGCUGAGACUUGGUUUGAAUUGCUGCAGUCAUUUUAAAAAAUGAACAGAACUAAAUUAAAUUGAGUCUUUAACAUUGAAUGUGGUGGUGCACCUAACCAGCGGCUUCAGGCAGUUUAAAAAUUACUUUUAUGUAAGUGAUUUACCUCAUGCUUUACUCAGAAACAGAUGACCUAAGAACACCCCAGCUGAGGCUCUGCUUCAUCUGGGCAGUCCCUCACAGUGUCACUUCUCCCAGGAGUCCUUCAGUGACACCGUGUAAACGAUCGCGUAGCCCGUAGUAGGAACUGCUGGCUUCUCGGUGAAGGUGACAAGGUUUCAGCUGUGGCCCAACGUUAUAAUGCUGAUGGCAUUGGCUAUAGGACUUGCAUCACGUGAGGCUGACAUGUAGGUUGCUCUCUGCUGGGCUGAUCUCAGAUCCCUGAAGGUUUUCCAAACGGCAGCCAGACACUGCUCACAGGCAACAUUUCUCACUGCGCAGCCCCAAGAGAGGCUUUCCAGCCACGGCGUCCUUCCCAGGACCUGUGAAAUGCUGCGGCUGGAACAAUUAAGCCUCUUCCAGCUCUGCCGUGUCCACACAAUCACAGGGUCUCAGCUCUCAACUGCUCAGCCCAGUGUCACCACCAAAGAGGUGACAAUCUGCACAGUGGGAGGUACCCUCCAGCUGUACUCUGGACACCAGCCUCUCCACCUGCCUUCCUCAAACUCGGCAUAGCAGCAGGGGCCUCUCAGAAGAACUAACAUUUCCCAGGGACUUGGUGGAAACCUUCUUUCAGGGGUGGUGAACUGCAGCCCUGCCAUCAUGGGCUUUGGUUUUGAGCCCGGUGCCCUUUGAGAACAACAUUUUGGGAACUCCAGACCUAGAGCCUUGGUUAAAGUGUCCUUUAGUCCUGCAGAGGCAGCUUCAUGGAGCUGAAUUCCAUCAGUAGGCUUUUCUCCUUGUGGACAAGGGUUCGUACUGUCCCCGCAAGCAGUGAGGGCAGUCACGUAGACAGUAACAUGGGAGAACUUUGGAGUGAGAUGAGGGAUUGACUAGGGAGUUGGAGGCGUUGGAGUAGCUGGGAUAAGUGUUUCUGGGAGUUGUAUCCAGCUCAUACACCUUGUACUCCAGCCUUUGUCCAUCUUAGUGGCCUCUGCUGGACGCAGUCUAGUUUGUGGACAUCUCUGCUGUACCAGGGAGCCAAAUCUUGUUCCGGAUGAUUGCUCUUGCUGCUCCAUCAUCCUAUCCUAGCAGGUGUUUAACAAAAGCUGAUUCAAGACGUACAGGGUUCGGUGAGCUCCAAGUCAAGGUCUCCUGUGAGCAUGGAGGGCAGCAGUCUGUUUCCCAUGCAUCCUUAGGUGUGCUCCCAGAGCCAGCUUGCCUUGGGAAAACUUCUUAUUGCUACCAGGUCUCCCUUCUUGCUCCAUUGCCUCCCCCGGUCCCAGUAAUCUCCCACCUGUGUGACCACCAGAAGUGGUAUCUGCAGUGCUUGGCGCUGCAGGAGCUGCUGUGAGACCCAGGGGCAGCUCCGUGGCCCAUGCCAACGACGCGUUUGUCGAGCAUGGGCAUGGCAUCUCUGACUGCUCCUCCUGGGCUUGCUUCUGCUGCGCUGGCCUAAAGGGGCAGAUCUGCAUGGGACGAUCCCUUUUUGUCACCGUAGAGGAUCCCACCAGCCCGCAGCUGGGCUGGCUGUAGCACUUUUGCCGUUCUUUUGGAGUCUGGUUAGAAACCAAGGCUUUGCGUGUGGCCAGCAGAAUGGAGAGGGACCUCCAAAGAGGGACCCCCCCGGAUAAGUGGCAUCCAGCUGUUGGGGGGAAGGUUGUCCAGUGGCUGCUCUCUCUCCCCUCCAGUCCCCUCGUUGCUUUGGGACAUGUGGAAGGUGUGUGGUUAUCGGUGCUGGAGCCCGUUUCUAUUUCCAGCAUCCUGGUGGUGCUCGCUGGGCUGCUGCCGACCUGACUUGGAGACCAGCUGUGACUGGUGUGGAGAAUGGCUCCCUUCGAGAGUGUCGUUCUUCGUGGUCGCGUACACUCAGGAUUUUUCCAUCUGCUUCCUUAUUCCUUCUGGUUUUUUUACAGUGACAUCUUAGCCUGUCCUGGAGCCUGUGUCCUUAUUUUUCACGUGGCCUUACUGAGGCAUCUUUACCAUUCUUUAAAUAGCUUUGUUCUUGAGGCUCCCUUGAGCAACUGGUACAGGCAGAGCUGAUGGAACAAGCUCUGGAGAUCAAAUUUAUCAUUUUCCUCCUUAGACAUCGGGGAUGGUGAACCAUCUCCUUCUCCAGCAAAGCAAACCGUGUUGGAUUGCUGUGAUGCUGCUGUGCUUUGGUACCCGUCUGUCUCAUACUUGCGUAGCACGUGUUGCUUGGAUGCAAGUUUCAGAAUUCCUUCUGCCUUCACGGGAUUGAUUGAUUGAGAAGGGGAACGAUGGUGGCCAGGCGAUAUAGCAGUGAGUGAGUGCCAUGAAGCUGCCUGGUGCACAACACGGUAUCGGGAAGUUCUUCCCAUGAAGAAGCAGUGUGCAGACUUCAGCUGCUCCCACAGGAGGAGAGGUCCUUCAUGCUUCAGUGCUGGGCGUGGUGAGGCCCCGUAGAGCCGGUCACAGCAUGAGGGAAGGAGCACGUUCCUUGGCAAGGUGGUCCUGGUCCACCUGGGAGUCCCCUUUGCAGAAGGAGCAACUUCCUUCAAACCCUGGCCGUGUUGGAGCAGUGGUGGAUCCAGGAGGGGAGUAGGUCUGUUGUAGAGAUCUGGUGUUGGGUCUGCAGCUGUACAUCUCUGUCCCGAGGUGUUUCUGCAAAGGGGCUGGAGGGGGACACGACAGGGGAUGUGUGCUGUGUGCUGCUGGGACUCUUCAGCCCCAGAAAAAUGUGUGAUGGAGGGAAAUGCAGUCCAGCAGCUCUUACUGAGAGCCAAAAGCCGGCUGUGAACCAUGUCCCAUGUCUAGGUCAGAGAGCUGGAGGAAGUGUCGGUGGGGCGAGCGUGAGGGGAGCUCCAGCAGAUUUGGGUUGGAAAGGUGAGUGUUUGAGAGCCUGGAGGCCUCUUCCAGAGAAGGCACUAGCUGCUCUGCACCACUGGUCGCAACAAGAGGUGGCAGGUGAUGGAUGAGUGAAUGUGGCGUGUCUGUCCCUCUCCUGGUGUCCCACACCAGAGCUCAGAUCCUGCAGCCUUGAGCUGUACGGCAUCUGGCAAGCCAAGGGCCCAUCCAGGCUUGAGGAGCACACGUCCUGCCAGCUGUUUUAUUUCCAAGAGGGAGGCUUGACUCUCUCCUGCUCGCAGGGUGCCAAGUCCCGUGUGGGAUUUACACUCUCAUCGCUGCAGAAACGUUCCCGGCGGCCACGCAGACUUCUGCUCCUUGUUGAACUUCCUCUGGCCAGGCAGACACCAUUUCUCUGGUCGCUUCACUUGGGUCCGGGCUCCUGCUCUGAUCCCUGCGCUCGGGAGGGCUUCAGCUGCAUCCCCGCUCCGGGAGGGACCACGGCUGGGCUUCUCGCGAGCUCUAACUUGGAGAAAGGAGAAGCAGCAGCAGCAGCUUUGGGGAUAACCAGGAUUUUAAAGAAAAUUUUCAAAAGACCGGUGUGGUGACUCUUCCAGACCAAGGACUCUGCACAGGCGUUUGAUUGGGAUCGUCCCUCUCGGUCCUACCUGUGCGCGCUCUUCAGGGCUCUCCAGCCAGGGCAGACGGGAGGAGGCUGCCGGCACCUGAAGCUCUUGCACGCAGCGUGUUGGGCGGUGCAAGCCCCAGGACCUGCCACCACGCAGGUAACUCUUCUGCUGGUUGCUCAAAACUCAGGUAUGAAACGCUCAGCUGGAGCCUGGGGUUGCGAGGUCUUUGCAGGUUCCCGACCGGCCCUGGAGGAACGGCCACCGUUGGGCUGCGACAGAGCAGAUCUCCCUCUGCCGCUCCAGACUUCUCAUCGCCUUUGGAGGUGGGGGGUGGGAGGGAGUUUCUCCUCUUUGGUACAACAUCGGCUAAAUGGACAUUACACAAAUUGUGCACAUUGGUUCAGUCUAAGCUUAGUAUUUGUGAAUUAAGUUAUCUGAUGCUUCGCAUGAAAACUUCAAAAAGGGGGGGGGGAUUUUAACUGAGAAAAAGCCUAUGAAAAUAUACUGGAAAUAUGGUAAAGAAAUUGACGUUCUGCUGUAUAUUGACAGAAUUAUUUUUAUUAAAAUACACAUCCAUGUGCAAGA